This is a messenger RNA of Bufo bufo (common toad), 945 nucleotides long. RefSeq names its product olfactory receptor 11L1-like. Gene Ontology annotation, molecular function: G protein-coupled receptor activity; olfactory receptor activity. Gene Ontology annotation, biological process: G protein-coupled receptor signaling pathway. Gene Ontology annotation, cellular component: membrane. Lineage: Eukaryota; Metazoa; Chordata; Amphibia; Anura; Bufonidae. The coding region runs from base 1 to 945 and encodes 314 amino acids. The transcript has a single exon. The record is from RefSeq and is a predicted model, not a curated record.
AUGCAGACAAACAAUAUGUCGGCUGUCACAGAGUUUAUACUCUUAGGAUUUCAAGCCAAUCAGACUACAAGAAUGAUAAUGUUCUUGCUGCUUCUUGUGGUUUACUGUGUUACAAUUUCUAUGAAUCUCCUGAUCAUCACCCUGGUGUCCUCCAACAGGAACCUCCACAAUCCAAUGUACUUCUUCAUCUCACAACUCUUUAUUAAUGACAUCCUAUUGACCACAGAUAUUUCCCCCAAUACACUUCACAUCCUACUGAAUAAUGGGGCGACCAUUACUUUUAUUGGCUGUAUCGCUCAGCUUUAUUUUUUUGGUGCCUCAGAAGCAUCUGAAUGUCUCAUCCUCACAGUGAUGUCUUAUGACAGAUAUGUGGCCAUCUGUAACCCCCUCCGUUAUACUUCUAUCAUGACAACUACAUAUUGUGUGAAAUUGGUUGUUGCCUCUUGGUUGGCUGGAAUUUCCAGUAUGAUGAUUACCUUUAUUACAACAUCAGUGCAAAACUUUUGUGGACCAAACAUCAUUGACCAUUUCUUCUGUGAUCUUGUUCCCCUAUUAGAACUUUCCUGUUCAGAUACCUACAGUGUUCAGUUGGAAGCCUCUUUACUGGGCAUUCCUUUAGUUUUUAUCCCCAUAAUAAUAAUUUUAUUUUCAUAUACACAAAUUAUUGUCACCAUUUUAAAGAUCCCAUCCAGUACUGGUAGACAGAAAGCCUUCUCCACCUGUAGCUCCCACCUCAUUGUGGUCUCCAUCUUCUACUGGACUCUGUUUGGAGUUUAUAUUUUACCAACAAAAGGGAAAACUUUAAGUAUGAAUAAGAUCCUCUCUCUGCUGUACACUGUAUUUACCUCUUUGAUCAACCCCAUUAUAUACAGCUUAAAGAACAAUGAUAUUAAGAAAGCCUUACAUGAACAUAUUUAUACUAGAGCGCCAUGUAAAUCUAUAUAA